This is a messenger RNA of Toxoplasma gondii ME49, 2183 nucleotides long. RefSeq lists its product as hypothetical. The record is from RefSeq and is a predicted model, not a curated record. The transcript has a single exon. The coding region runs from base 431 to 934 and encodes 167 amino acids. Lineage: Eukaryota; Apicomplexa; Conoidasida; Eucoccidiorida; Sarcocystidae.
GGAAAUGAGAAAAACGAAGGAAGUAGCUCCAUUGCGGAGACAUAACGCAUUUCAACGAUAGAAGGAAAGAAGUGGAGCGAAAAACAGCAUAGGUCAUCACGUCUGCGCCGGCUUGUUACUCUCCCGGCUGCGGCACUCUUCUGUCGCAUGCGAGGACGCGUCCUCCAGGGAGAGAGAAGGAGGACGAGAGUCAGCAUACCAAAACGCUGCUGGCUCAAGCGGUUUUUUCGUUGGUUAAAACGAUUUUCGAAUUCUGUGGGUGUUAAAUAGAUCGUAGCGACGGCAGCAACGUCGCUUCGUGGGGUACUUCUGUGGUCCAGUGCGCCCCUUCACUGCAGCCGUCGAAUUUGUUGUAGCUACAGCUCUCGUUCCUUCAACCUUUUUUCGUCAUUCUGUCGCGUCUGUUAUCAGCGAACUCUCCCUACCGAGAAUGCAGCCACUCCAGGCAGUUGCUGCCUCGUCGAGGCUGACGAAGAUUCCAUUCUUCGGUCUCUCUGCGCCGAGAUUGGGUGGGAACCACAUUUACCUCGGCCGUUUCCACGACUUCAACAACUGGGAGUACUUGCCGCACCCUAAACUACAGAAGAGUGGCGCGAUCAAGCCGAUUGGUUCUCAACAGUUCAACCCCGCGGGAAAGGUGCUUCGCGGAUCCGGUCUCCAUGGACCAGAGAACGGCGAGUUUUUCCGGCUAAUGCUCUGGAACAGACUCCGCCAGAAGGGCAUGCGUCGAGAGGUGCCGACUAUCGAGCAGUUGCGGGAGUACAAUCGCAUGGACGUGUCUCUGGUCUACUUCUGUUGGGGACUUAUCUUGUUCCUCUACCCCAUGGCAAUGUACGCCCGAUCGUAUGCUACGGAACAUGGACACUUCCCGUUUGCGCCGGCAAGGACAGACGGGUCCAGAGGUCAUGGGCCUCUCUGGUGGUUUAUUGAGUAAACGUGGGUUCCGUAUCAGCUGGCGGAAAGGAAGGAAUGGGGACCUAAACUCGUUUCGGUCACCCGCCAGGUGUACAGAAUGCCGACCUCGAGACGCACUGGUCGCUAUUUUCGAGGACGACCAAACCGAUAUGACUACAUUAAACUGUCGUAGACCUCCCGUUAAGGGGGUCCAUCUACAGCGCAAAGAAGACUCACACGCAAUAUGCCAGCAGAGCGGUGUAGGAAAGUUGGGCCGUGUCAGACGGACGCAUUUCACGUAUCUCUCGAUGCUCUUGCGGUCCGCUACUGAUGUGGUUUUUUCAGCAGCGCUCAUGAGAGGGGUUCAACAGUGGCGAAGCGUUCAUUACGUAUUGGACGCCGGGGAGCAAGGAUAGCUUUAUUCAAACGCUGGUGGCACCUGUGAAAUGCACACGCGUGGGCGUCACUGUCCCCAAUUUCGGGUCUUUCACUGGAAUCCGUGUCUCUUCUGUUACACGCUAACAAACGAUUCCACUGUUCCCCAGUGGCGGGUGGGCACCCACGGGUGGGAGAGCAUCUUUUCGUCCCCGUGACUGAACCUGGCUGUGAAAUCAUUAUUUCUCAGAGACGAGUGGAUGUGCAUAGAUGUGGAUGCCCGGUUUGAAGCACCAACCUCUGUUUUUUCCAAACACAGAACCGCUGUCUGGGAGUCGCAUGCACUAGGAGAACAACACUGAUAAAUAGUCUAAAAAUUUGCGCUCCACGCACGGUAAGAGCGCAUACGCGUUUUGCUUAUGUGCACAAGCUUGUGAUUUCGUGAAAACCCAGAGCCCUUCCGCACCAAGUCGAAUGGACAACAGAUAGAAGACAGACAUGCAGAGAAAAAACUGUUCUAGUGCACACUUUUUGGCUCUGUGCAGGCCAUGUAGGAUCGAACAUCUGCCUCACGUAAAGCAGCUGCAUCUUGCUGCCACACGGUUGGUCAAACUGCAUCUGCUUGAGACUCGGAGGCUAUGCAUGGGUACUGUCCACGUUUGACCGAGUCAUAGGCAUGUUUCCCUUCGACCGAAACUUGUAGCUCUUCGCCAGAUCGUCGUCCUGGAGCCGCAAAUGUCGAGGACGACUUCUCACAGUAGUUAUAAGGGGACAGAAACACGACGUGGAACAUUAUUCUUCAGGAUUUCAGGGGUGUGAUACUGCCUUCGGUGAACGAUAUUUUCCUUUCUUUGAAUGGCCAGUCUCAUAUGCUUGCCAUACGGGUCCGGGGUAGACCACCUCGAGAAGUUCUG